AUUUUUUUUUUUUUUUUUUGCAAGAUCGAUUUCGAUUUUCAUCUUUUUGAUCACCCCACUUUUCUUUUAAUUACGCCAAUAUAUAUAUUAUUAAUUAAUUACAAUCGGAAUUUUUACUAUUAGGCAAUACCGUUUAACCUUACUUAGAUGACGUACAACAUAAUAUUUAUCUUAAUUACAGAAAAUUUGAGUUCUAGUAAUUAAAAAUAUUAAAAUUUUGAGAUGGAAAAUAUUCUUGUUAUAGUCGGUAUAGAUUUUGGAACUACAUUUACGGGUUUUUCUUAUUGUCAUGUUGCAUCCGAGAAUAAAGAUAUUGUCACAAACGAACAAUGGCCCGAUGAUGUUGGCAAAUUUAAAACAAAUACAGUUCUUCAAUAUGAUAAAGAGUUUAGUAAAGUGGUACAAUGGGGAAAACCAGCUUUAGCUAAAAGACCAAAGCGAAAGAAUGAUAAUAAAAAUGAAACAAAACCUGUAGAAUUAUUUAAAUUACAUUUAGGUAAUUUAAGUGGAAAUUUAAAACCUAAACUUCCGAUUAAUUAUAAAAAAGCUAUUAUAGACUAUCUCACUGAAGUUGGAGAGUUAAUUAGAAAAACACUUAAACCCUCUUGGGAUGAUGUAGAUUUAUUUGAGAAUGUUCUUUUGGUACUUAGCGUUCCGGCAGAAUAUUCAGAAAAAGAAAAAGCGAUAAUGAGAGAAUGUGCAUAUGAAGCUAAAUUAAUCGGUGAUAAAAAGACAGAAUUUUUACAAUUUACUACUGAACCCGAAGCUGCUGCAGUUUAUUGUAUGGAAAAUUGUUUAAAAGAAUAUGAAACUACUGGUAUAGGAACAACUUUCAUGAUCGUUGAUUGUGGUGGUGGAACUGUUGAUUUAACAACUCGUAAACUUAUUGGUGAUAAAAAAGUUGGCGAAGUUACUGAACGAGCAGGAGAUUAUUGUGGUAGCGCAUUUGUUGAUCGAGCAUUUUUGGAACAUCUUGGAAAAAUAUUAGGUCAUACAGCAAUUGAUAAAUUAAGAGAAGAAAAUUACAAACAAUUGCAAUAUUUGGUUCAAAAAUUUUGUCGAAGCGCUAAAUUUAAAUUCAAUGGUGAUGAUGAAAAUUUUCAUUACGAAUUAGAUCUUUUAGAUACUGCACGUGACUUACAAAAAUAUGUUACCGGUCCCGCUAAAGAGUUGAUGCAAGAAAAAGAAUGGAUAAUUAAUAUUGAAUAUAAUGAUAUUAAGUCAAUGUUUGAUCCAGUAGUUGAAAGAAUUCUUGAUUUAAUAAAGUUACAACUUGAAAAUUGUCGUGAUGAUUGCUCGACAAUGUUUUUAGUUGGAGGAUUUAGUCAGUCAAUUUAUUUACAAAAUCGUAUUAAAAAAGAAUUUCAAAAUAAGGUUAAAACUAUUUCGGUUCCCACUCAUCCUAUUGCUGCUGUAGUUCGUGGUACUACAUUAUAUGGAUUAGGAUUAUAUAACAAAUUAUCUAAUUUACAAAAUGAGGAUCGUGUAAAAUUUGUAUUAACGACUCGUGUAUUAAAAUUUACUUAUGGUAUUGAGGCUUAUGAUAAUUGGAAAGAAACUGAUCCAAUAGAACGAAAAAAUUUUAGAGGAGAUAUUUUGAAAUUUCAUACUAUUGCUAGAAGAGGUCAAAAAAUUGAAAUUGAUAAGGAAAUUAUUGUAAAAGAUUUUGUUCCAUCUUUUACUUUACAAAAAGUUGUGGUAUUUUCUAUAUAUUAUACACGAGAAUACAAUGCAGAAUAUUGUGAUGAACCUGGGAUGGAAUUAUUAGGAAAACUUAAGAUAAACAUUCCGAAUAGAGAAUCUGGGCGUAUUAAUUUUGGUUUAUCAUUUGGUAGAAUGGAAAUUACUGCCAGCGCAAAAAAUGAAACAAAUGGCCAAAGUUAUCUUGCCACUUUUGAAAUAGAUAAAGAGAAUGAUUAAAUGUUAUUAGACUAAAAAUAUAUAUAUAUAUAA
Molecule: messenger RNA, 1953 nt
Organism: Rhizophagus irregularis DAOM 181602=DAOM 197198
Lineage: Eukaryota; Fungi; Glomeromycota; Glomeromycetes; Glomerales; Glomeraceae
Source: RefSeq, a predicted model, not a curated record